GCGGCAGCGGCGGAGGCGGCAGGACGGAGCGCGGCGGGCGACCGGCCCAGCGCAGCCAGCGCGGCCCAGCGGUCGGGAGCAGGCGGCCGAGAACCGAGCACGGCACUGGGCACCGGGUGGCGGCGGCACCGAGGCCCGGCCCCGAGCAGCUGCCGCCCGCCGCGGCCUCCAGCCGGCCCCGCCCAGCGCUGGCCCGCGGGGAUGCGGAGCGGCGGGCGCCGGAGGCCGCGGCCAGGCUAGGCCCGCGCUCGCGCCCGGACGCGCUGGCCGGAGGCUGUGGCCAGGCAACAGGGCCCAGGGGGACCUGAGAGGAGCUUGUGAGUACUGCCUGGGCUGCCCGGUGUGCCCAAGACCCUGGCACCAUGAAUGACGUGGCCAUCGUGAAGGAAGGCUGGCUGCACAAACGAGGGGAGUACAUCAAAACCUGGCGGCCCCGCUACUUUCUCCUCAAGAACGAUGGCACGUUCACCGGCUACAAGGAGCGGCCGCAGGAUAUGGAUCAGCGCGAGUCUCCCCUGAACAACUUCUCUGUGGCACAGUGCCAGCUGAUGAAGACAGAGCGGCCCAGGCCAAACACCUUCAUCAUCCGCUGCCUGCAGUGGACCACGGUCAUUGAACGCACCUUCCAUGUGGAGACGCCUGAGGAACGGGAGGAGUGGACAACUGCCAUACAGACAGUGGCUGAUGGACUGAAGAAGCAGGAGGAGGAAAUGAUGGAUUUCCGGUCGGGCUCACCCAGCGACAACUCUGGGGCCGAGGAGAUGGAGGUGGCCCUCGCCAAGCCCCGUCACCGUGUGACCAUGAAUGAGUUCGAGUAUCUGAAGCUUCUGGGCAAGGGCACUUUUGGGAAGGUGAUCCUGGUGAAGGAGAAGGCCACAGGCCGCUAUUAUGCCAUGAAGAUCCUUAAAAAGGAGGUCAUUGUGGCCAAGGAUGAGGUGGCCCACACACUCACUGAGAACCGCGUCCUACAGAACUCCAGGCACCCCUUCCUCACUGCCCUGAAGUACUCCUUCCAGACCCAUGACCGCCUCUGCUUCGUCAUGGAGUACGCCAACGGGGGCGAGCUCUUCUUUCACCUGUCUCGUGAGCGCGUGUUCUCCGAGGACCGGGCCCGCUUCUACGGUGCCGAGAUUGUGUCAGCCCUGGACUACCUGCACUCGGAGAAGAACGUGGUGUACCGGGACCUCAAGCUGGAGAACCUCAUGCUGGACAAGGACGGGCACAUCAAGAUCACAGACUUCGGGCUGUGCAAGGAGGGCAUCAAGGAUGGUGCCACUAUGAAGACCUUCUGUGGCACCCCUGAGUACCUGGCCCCUGAGGUGCUGGAGGACAAUGACUAUGGCCGGGCAGUGGACUGGUGGGGGCUGGGCGUGGUCAUGUAUGAGAUGAUGUGCGGCCGCCUGCCUUUCUACAACCAGGACCACGAGAAGCUCUUCGAGCUCAUCCUCAUGGAAGAGAUCCGAUUCCCACGCACACUCGGCCCUGAGGCCAAGUCCCUGCUCUCGGGGCUGCUCAAGAAGGACCCCAAGCAGAGGCUCGGCGGGGGCUCCGAGGACGCCAAGGAGAUCAUGCAGCAUCGCUUCUUCGCCAGCAUCGUGUGGCAGGACGUGUAUGAGAAGAAGCUCAGCCCACCCUUCAAGCCCCAGGUGACAUCAGAGACUGACACCAGGUAUUUUGAUGAGGAGUUCACGGCCCAGAUGAUCACCAUCACACCACCUGACCAAGACGACAGCAUGGAUUGUGCAGAUAGCGAGCGGCGGCCACACUUUCCCCAGUUCUCCUACUCAGCCAGUGGCACGGCCUGAGGAGGCCACUGGGCAGCCAGGGCUCUGCUCCGGACAAAGGUUCCACGGUGACAGGAGGCCCCAGACGGAUGUGUAUUCAAUGGCUUUUUAUUUCUUGGGUGCAUUUGAGAGGAGCCAUGACAUUCCUCCUAAGCACAGAUGGAAAGACGUUUCGUGCUGUGGGCAGCAUACUCGAGGAAGAAAAUUGUCCUGCGGAUUUUCUUAAUUUAUUUCAUCCAAUUUGUGCUCCAGAUGCGGCCUUGGGCCUCAGAACAAUUAGAUUCUCGUAGGAAAAUGUUAGGACGUAUGCAGCUACGUGCAAAGGGGCUGGGGGUCUAGUGGGUCCUGCUGCUGGCCUCGCCCCAUUAGCCUGUCUCACCAGCUGCCCCUGUCUCAUAGUGGCAUGCUGGCUAGCACUCUUGGGGGGCACAUGGCAGCCCUCAGCACUAAGGCCAUGCCUAUAAGGCUGGCCACCCUGAGCCCUGGGGUUGGGGCUGGGCCAGGGUUUGUCCACAGGAAAGAGGAACAAGGUUUAACUCAUUGCUGUGUAUUAUGUUGUUUAAAUGCAUUGGAGGGGUUAAUCUUAGUAAAGAGAAAACCCCUCCCACCCCCCCC
This is a messenger RNA of Nycticebus coucang (slow loris), 2399 nucleotides long. It is a transcript of the gene AKT1, whose product is annotated as AKT serine/threonine kinase 1. Gene Ontology annotation, molecular function: ATP binding; protein serine/threonine kinase activity. Gene Ontology annotation, biological process: protein phosphorylation. Bases 363 to 1805 code for a protein of 480 amino acids. The transcript is spliced from 13 exons. The record is from RefSeq and is a predicted model, not a curated record. NCBI's taxonomy places the organism in Eukaryota, Metazoa, Chordata, Mammalia, Primates, Lorisidae.